AUGUUUCUGCCCAUUGGUUAUAUCUGGAUUCGAUCUCGGUUCUUACAGCAAAGCAAGGAGAGACACCAGAUUUUUAUACUUCUGCUCACUUUUGUGGUAUACGUGCUUUAUCACGCCUCCCGGAAACCUCUAAGCGUUGUUAAAACCGUAUUUCACAGGAGGUGUUUGCCAACAUCACAAAAAGAACCAAAUUGGUGUCAAUGGAAACCGUUUGGUAUGCUCUCGUUGGAUUUAUUUUUACUCUUUAGACGCUGA
Molecule: messenger RNA, 255 nt
Organism: Hydatigera taeniaeformis
Lineage: Eukaryota; Metazoa; Platyhelminthes; Cestoda; Cyclophyllidea; Taeniidae
Source: the annotation of a GenBank genome assembly